Molecule: messenger RNA, 1470 nt
Organism: Emys orbicularis (European pond turtle)
Lineage: Eukaryota; Metazoa; Chordata; Testudines; Emydidae
Gene: C3H6orf118
Product: chromosome 3 C6orf118 homolog
Exons: 9
Coding region: 1-1470 (489 amino acids)
Source: RefSeq, a predicted model, not a curated record
AUGGCGGAAAACAAGCAAGAGAGGAGCCUGACUCAUCUUUUAGAUGGCUUGGAAAAGGCCCACAGAGCCGAUGUUCAACUUUACACUUCAGGACACUUAAACCAUAACAAGCUUUAUAAGCCCCGAGAGAAUGUAAAACCGGGAUACUGGGACAGCGCCAAGACACCAACACGUUUCAUGACAGGAAGAAAGCAACUCCCAGCUCAAAAUAUAUGCAAUGAGACAGCCAAGAAGAUGAAAAAUACUUUGGCUGAUUUCACCCCCAGCACCACACUGGUUCCAGUGCGUGCCAAAUCUGCCUCUCCUAUCUACAGACACGCUCAGGCACUCCUGGCCAGUGUUGAUCGCCCAGUGAAUGGCCCAUUAACUUCUACUCCUUUGGAAAAGCAGUUGAAAGAGCUUAAAAAGAAAAUAGAGGAGGAAACCGACAGACUCAAUAAACCACUUAAAAGAGAAGAGUUAGAUGUGCCAGUGAUGAAGGUGUUGAAGUACAAGCCAGUUAAGAACAGUCGACGUUGUGCUGCUGAAGUUGCUAAGGACGAGUACCAGUUUAUGCCUUCAUAUUUGGCUGGAGUGACUAAAACUGAUCAGUUUAACAAGUUUUUACAUUUUCAGAGGGAUUUUAUUGCCAAGCAUGAUCUGCUAGAGAAUGACAUCAGUGGGAGCAAAGCAUCAGAGCGACAUGAAAGGAAGUUGGCUCAGGAGCUCCAGAGGAUCUGUGAUUGUAACCGUCCCCAUUUCAAACGGUUGCAGGUCUUUGGGGAUGUGUUUGAAGAUAUUUGCAACAGCUCUUUGAUAUUUGGUGAUAUUCUGAAGGAAGUUAAGAAUGAAUAUGAGCUCUACAUGGUGAUACUUCUGGAUUCUCUGCCUACAACACAAUACAAGACACUGAUGGCUCAGGUGAAAGGUAUGGGGAAAAGACCUGUGAAGGCGCAAGAAAUAGAAGAGACCAGGCGAGAAGUACAGACCCUUGUGAAAAAAGCCAAAAGUGUCUUGGAGAGAAAUGAAGAACUCAGAAAUGAAUUAGAAAUUCAGUUGUGGGUGAGCCAGUCUCCUGAGAGUAAAACUGUUCCAGAGACCUCCGGUGACCAUGCUAUGAAACUGCCUGAAAAGAAACAUCUCUCCCUUGCUGAACAGAUUGAAUCUAUGCGGUGCCAAGUUCUCGCUAAGUGGGAGGAAAUGCAAGCGAUAGAGAAAGAGAUUCGAGAAACCAUGACUCAUGCUGGGAUGGCAAAUACUAUAGAGAAGACGGUUAAAGACAUAGAGGCUGAAGCUCUCAAACUCAACUCAGCCAACAGCUUCCUUCAACACCAAAUCAAAGAAGUUCAAGACAACAUCACAGACAUCUUAAAUAGACAGAAGGUCACCCAGGAAAAUCAGCGAAAGUUGUGGGAGUUGCUGAAGAAAUUCUUGUCACUUGAGGAUAAUGAACCAACUUCAGACAAUUCAGAAGAAUGUGUAGGAAGAUAA